UUCCUGCUCGUGCCGAUGCCAUCCUUUUCCCACCCCAGGACCUUCUGGGUGACUCAUUUGCCUGCACUCCCUGACUCCAAGCUGUGUAAACUCGCCCACCCGGUCCUGGUCAUGUCAUCCACCUCCCGCACCGUGAAGUCACCUUCCAACCAUCCGGUGCCCCAUCAGUUUCUCAAACAAUUAGGCCUGCAUCCUAAAUGGCAAUUUGUCGAUGUAUAUGGAAUGGAUCCUGAACUCCUUAGCAUGGUACCAAGACCAGUGUGUGCAGUAUUACUUCUCUUCCCUAUUACAGAAAAGUAUGAAGUAUUCAGAACAGAAGAGGAGGAAAAAAUAAAAUCUCAGGGACAAGAUGUUAAAUCGUCAGUAUAUUUCAUGAAGCAAACAAUCAGCAAUGCCUGUGGAACAAUUGGACUGAUCCAUGCUAUUGCCAACAAUAAAGACAAGAUGCAUUUUGAAUCUGGAUCAACCUUGAAAAAAUUUCUAGAGGAGUCUGUGUCAAUGAGCCCUGAAGAACGAGCCAGAUACCUGGAGAACUAUGACUCCUCCUCGCCAUCCUCAUCACAGCCUCAUUGUAGCCACUGCAGAAUGAAGGCCUCAUCAUUGUGUCACCAUGCAUCCCUGCCCUGGGUCAAACGUAACCAUGUAGACCCUGCAAAGGCUACCAGUCCAUCUCUCCGUCUUCGUCGCUGGCGACCCUUCUUACGCCUACCAUCUUUGGGUCUCCAUUCUGUUGCACCAAAUAUAGAUGAAAAAGUAGAUCUUCAUUUUAUUGCAUUAGUUCACGUAGAUGGGCAUCUCUAUGAAUUAGAUGGACGGAAACCAUUUCCAAUUAACCAUGGUGAAACUAGUGAUGAAACGUUAUUAGAGGAUGCCAUAGAAGUUUGCAAGAAGUUUAUGGAACGUGACCCUGAUGAAUUGAGAUUCAAUGCAAUUGCUCUUUCUGCAGCAUAGUUUGUCAAUAAUGGAAACACCAAGUACUGUAUUAUUUGCAACAAAAAUUUCAUUUCUGCUGCCAUACACUAUCUCAAAAAUUUUGAUAUUUUCAUUAACUUGACUGAUUAAACUUUAUGUGAAUUAAACUUUGA
Myotis lucifugus (little brown bat) is the source of this 1085-nucleotide messenger RNA. It is a transcript of the gene UCHL3, whose product is annotated as ubiquitin C-terminal hydrolase L3. The record is from RefSeq and is a predicted model, not a curated record. The transcript has 8 exons. Gene Ontology annotation, biological process: ubiquitin-dependent protein catabolic process; protein deubiquitination. NCBI's taxonomy places the organism in Eukaryota, Metazoa, Chordata, Mammalia, Chiroptera, Vespertilionidae. Gene Ontology annotation, cellular component: cytoplasm. Bases 16 to 951 code for a protein of 311 amino acids. Gene Ontology annotation, molecular function: cysteine-type deubiquitinase activity.